AGUUUAACUUUUUUAUUUUUAUUGUAUUCUAAAAUGGAUUCCAUUAACAAUCCAGAAAUAAUGAGUUUAGACACUAAAACAAAACAAGAUUGUAUACUCAUGGAUAUUAUUAAAGAGUUAUGCUCGGAAAAAAGUUCUCUUUCAAGUAAAAUUAUCAAAAAGGUAACAAGUAUUAUAGAAGACAAUGAAUUAUUACAUUAUGGAAGCUUGCAUAGAUUAAGUACUGCAGAUGAGAGUACAUCAACAGUUUUGGGAGUUUUGCAUCAAACAUCGUCUGAGCUAACAUUUGAUGAACAGUCGGAACUGAACCAAGCAAUUAUUCACAAAAUACAAAGCAAAUUACCAACAUUUACUGCCGAGUUGGAACAUUUGAAGAAAAGUAGGGAUACACAAGCAAGCAACAAAAACCAAAUUAAAGAACUCCGUGAGAGUAUAAAUGAGAAAUUAUCUAUGUUAGAAGAACAAGAGAAUGAAAAGACUGAUCUGAUGAUGGACUGGAUCAAUCAUAGACUGCAAGAUGUGUUGAAGUUCAGUGAAAACUCUAGUGAACUUCUCACAUUAAAAACAAAGAUAAUUGAUCUUAAAUCUCAGAUUCUUAAUUUGCAAAUAUUGCAAAACAUUUUCACAGAGACAAACCAAUCUGUAAAAGCAUAUGGUGAAAUUCACAAGGAUCUCAAAGACAGUAUUGUAGAAACCGAAAAGCGUAUUAGACAAUACAAAGAUAUUGUUGAAAGUGAUAAUGACUGA
Papilio machaon (common yellow swallowtail) is the source of this 747-nucleotide messenger RNA. RefSeq lists its product as uncharacterized. NCBI's taxonomy places the organism in Eukaryota, Metazoa, Arthropoda, Insecta, Lepidoptera, Papilionidae. The coding region runs from base 34 to 747 and encodes 237 amino acids. The transcript is spliced from 3 exons. The record is from RefSeq and is a predicted model, not a curated record.